GUGCGGGGAAAUUCUGUAUUUCGCGUGGUCGUAAUUUACAUGUGAAAUUCAUGUUAAAAUGUGCAUCGAAAGUGUAGAAAUCGCGAAAACUAGAAAAAUGGAUCGAACGGAAACGAAAGAGUGUAAUCAAGCGGAUGGUGAUGGAUUGCGGAUGCAGCGAAUCGCCGGUGGAUGCAUGAUUAACCAUGCGCCGCUGUUCUCCCCAGACGGAGACGUAAUAUACGUAAUUUGGGAUAAGUUGGUACGGGCGUUCAGUGUUACCACGGGAGAAGUGGUAAGGGACUUUGAAGGAACUGGAGAAGACAUAAUUGGCAUUCUGUUCGACAGAAACAAUCGGAAGUUUUUAUAUGGAUGCACAAGCAGUGGACAAAUUCUGAACUGGAAUACGGACUCCGGUGUCCUCCAUGGCAAGAAUGAAAUUCUGUUGGGAACCAAAUACGCCGUUGAUCAUUUCAGCAUAUUAUAUGACGAAAACGAUGUGGGCAUUUUUCUUAUCAAUGGAUAUUCCAACAAGCAGUUGGUUGUGCUCUAUAGCCCGACUAAGUUGAAAGUGCUAAAUACUUUGCCAAUCAUGAUCGAGGACUUUAAAACGCAAUUGAAGUUGGCUCCGGGCGGAGAUAGAUUAAAUUAUUUUGCCUUCAUCACCGAUAGUCUGUGGCACUGGGCGACCAUCAAGCCAGUGAUAAAAACUGUUACCCGCAAGCACUGUAAUGAUGUCCCACCGCGAGUGGUUACUUGCCACCCUACAGAAGAUAUUGUAGCUAUUGGGGACGAAAUUGGCAGAGUGAUUCUGUAUAAAAAUUUUCUAAGGUCAAAGUCCGCCGUCCCAGAAACUUAUCAUUGGCAUCAUAAUACGGUAUUAUCGGUUAGAUUUUCCCAUACGGGGACGCAUUUUUAUUCUGGUGGUUCGGAGCGGGUCAUGGUUAAGUGGACCGUAGGUAAACAGGACCUUCGGGAGAUGCUCCCUCGAUUGACCGACUCGGUCGUACAGAUUGCGGUCGCUCCGGAGAAUGUACGGGUAGCUUUAUGUACGGCUGAUAAUGGCAUUCAAAUUUUAAACGCAUUACAAAAGCAGACUGCGGUAAUUCAAAGCUUUUCCAGAAUUUCCGACAACUUUACUGCACGCAAUCCAUUCCCCAUCGGAAUAAAAGUCAAUCCAAGAACCCAGACGAUGAUUCUAAAUGGUAGAAUCGGAUGUAUACAAUUUUUCUCUACUUAUAGUAGAAGCUUACUCUACACGCUGGAUAUUACACUGCGAAAUUACAAUACUAUAGAGCAGAAAAACGUUAUUUAUAACACGGUUGUUAGCAAGGUGGCAGUGAAUGCCCAUUGGUUGGCCUCGGUGGAAACUUGGAACGACAAUUGCUAUUCGUCGGAAACAAGAUUGAAAUUUUGGAAAUACGAUGAAUCGCAACAGAAUUAUGCGCUGAACACCAACAUUGAAAAUGUCCACCAAGGUGGUGGUGUCGAAGGAUUAGAAUUCUCCAACACUUCGAAGGAACGGGAAUUGCUAUGCGCCACAGCUGGUAAAGAUCGUUGUAUAAAAGUAUGGUCGGUGGAGGAGAUUGAAGUUACUGGUGGUGGCGAAAAACUGGUUUGGGUCUGCGUAGGUCGCGUGGACUAUAAAGCUCUGUCGGUGCAGUCAAUAUCCUUCUCACAGGAUGGCUCCCUGCUGGCCGGAGGAUUUGGAAACACUCUUUGCGUUUGGAAUGCGGAAACCUUGCGUUUAAAAUGCGUUCUUUCUGCACCAGCCGGACAAGACGGAGGCGUUAAUCGGGUCACAAUAUCCGUUCCAAAGCAAAAUUCAAAAGUAACUCAAGCUCAACACAAGGAACAACGAUCGAAAUUAGUUCAGCAAUUAUUGCAAGUGCUGGAAAGUAAAGAUGCUUCAGCAUUGGUCAAAAAGGUUGAUCCACGUAAAUCCAAACGUGUAUUGAUAGAUUCUACCAAACAGGUAGACCAUAUGUCUCAACGAGACAAGCAAUAUGUUUUCCAGCGAAUUCAGCUUCACAACGAACUUUCGCUGUUGCAGAAAGCGGAACUUUUCUAUCGACUACGCAUGCAAUGCAGAACAACUGAUGACGUGUACGAAAAAUUUGCCGAAAAACUGGCAAAAGCUAAACGGGUUUCUUCGCAGGCCGAGGUGCAUCUUCGAAAAGCCAUUGAUGAUCUUUGCUCGGACGUCAAAUUUCGCUCCAAAAGGAAACUACACUGCUAUGAGCAACGAAAAGUUUUUUCUCCAACGCUAGCUCAGUGCACCAGUGUGUUCAAUGUUAAUAAGAAACCACGGAAAUAUCGCCCCGUGAGCAACAGCACCAAUCAGCCACCACUCAAAACCGUCGCACAAAUCCAACAUGUUCUCUUCUGUCAUGGAGAGUAUUCCCAUCUGGUCGUGGUGUGUACGGAGAACCGACUGCUCGUCUGGAACCUUUUGAACCUCCGAAUUCAAGUAACCGUCAAUAUAACCGUUGAAACGAUGGUCAUUGAUUCGUUCACCAAUUUGAUUGCUGCCUUUACCGCGGAUAAAGAAUUGUUCGUAUUUUUGCCAAAUAUCCCGAUGCCCUUGUAUCACAGAAAAAACAUACCGCCGGUGUACGGUGCUGCAUGGAUCCCACGACGAUAUCCAAAAUCCCAAUCCCUCAAUGUUAACUGGCAAGCGGUAUCUCAUCUCUACUUUCUGAACCAGAAUCAGGAACUCCUUCAUUUGGUAUCCGAUAGCGAUGAGGAAUCGCACGGUCCGGUGGUCUAUAUGACUGACAUGCUCGGUAAAGGGCUACCAAACACGCCGUUCGCAGCAAUGCUAGCCAAACAAACCUCCUCCGAAGGAACGCAGUCGACUGUAAAGAACUAUGCUGGCGCUAUCGGAGUAGCUGGGAAAAGCAGUAUCAAGGAGAUUGCCGCAUCUUCUGCCCAUACAAUGGCUCCUAUCAGUUUACUGUGCAAGGAUUUCCUCAGAUCUCUUCUGAUAUUCGAAGACCGAAGACGGGUCAGUAAAACAAAUGCUGGCUUCGAAACAUCGUCAACUGUUGCUCAUGGUGACGCUCCCAGUGACGACGAUGACGGUGGUGACCCGUACAGCGAUGUCGAUAGUGAAGCAAGUCAAACGGCUGGUGUAAAAGCCAAAAUCGCAAUUAGGAAAGCAAAUCAAGAGUCCGUCGAGCGAGCUAAGCUGAAAGCCCUGACCCAUACGGAACUGCUCGAUCGUGAUUCGAAGCUGAGGAAACUGUUGCAGGAAAGCGUUCAAAUAGAAUUUUGACCAGCUUUUAUGUAAGUAGAAAUACUAUACCUUCGUUAAAUUUA
Messenger RNA from Sabethes cyaneus, 3300 nucleotides. RefSeq names its product WD repeat-containing protein 75. The transcript has 5 exons. Gene Ontology annotation, cellular component: nucleolus. The record is from RefSeq and is a predicted model, not a curated record. Gene Ontology annotation, molecular function: protein binding; RNA binding. Lineage: Eukaryota; Metazoa; Arthropoda; Insecta; Diptera; Culicidae. Gene Ontology annotation, biological process: positive regulation of transcription by RNA polymerase I; positive regulation of rRNA processing. Bases 59 to 3256 code for a protein of 1065 amino acids.